This is a messenger RNA of Amoebophrya sp. A120, 1841 nucleotides long. The record is from the annotation of a GenBank genome assembly. NCBI's taxonomy places the organism in Eukaryota, Dinophyceae, Syndiniales, Amoebophryaceae.
CAUCCAUGUUGUUGGAGGCUCUGCACGAAAAAAAAUCGAAACUAGGUGGUCUAUCCCAGGGGAAAGCACAUCAAUGUUGCAAGUUUGCACCCGCAAAAACAUCUUUCGAGCAGAAAUUGCAGCUGGUCGCGAGAUGUUUUUUAAUCACCUAAAAAACAUGAAGCAUAUUUAUAGGUUGCGAUCGGAGUCAGACGUCCAGGAGACGCAUGCUUCUUUAGAUCGAAGCAGGAAAAAUUGUGCGUGUUUCCUGGUGGACUUCAAAAGUAACGCUAAUGUCACCAUGUCGUAAGAGAAACACGAGGAACCUCUAAGGAUUUUCUUCUACGUCACCAUUGGGAACCAGUUUAAGCAAUUGGACUACGGGGCCCAGAUCGCCGCAUUGAAUUGCUCAGGGAGAGGGACAAACAUUUCUUCUGAUGGUCAUUUUUGGCUGUCCGCCAGGCCGCGCCACUGCUGUUUCCUUUUCUCAACCCGCCCGAGCAAGUUCGUCCUGCACGUCGUUAGGGUGGUCAGGGUGAUUGCGUUUUUAGGAUACUGUUAAUAGCUUGCUUUAUUUUUUCUAGCGAGGAUGAUCUUAAUCCAGUGAGGGUCUUUCCACACUUGAAUGACGAAAAAACCUAGCCUCAGUCAACGACGUUACCACUAGGGUAUCAGGGCAGGCUAUUCCUGCCGCGCGUCGGAGGAGGGAGUAGCGCCGAGGCCCGCUCGAGCUAGUCAUCAUGUGUUAUAUUGAUUUGGAGGCAUGAUGCUCUAAUAUGUGCACCUGACAUACACUUACACGUAGUAGAAAGAGGGCAUCUGAUUGGGUAGAAAGAGUGAUAGGGUAUAACUUGCAAUUCGGUGGUAAGCUUUCCCUGCGAUCAUCCGAGCAAGGACCACCAACUUAUCCGAAGGAAAAUUCUGCUUGUCCACCUCCGCUUUACACCUACUUCGUGUUCUUCUCGUCGGGCAGCUCUCUUGCAUUUUCUUCGGGAACCUUCCGUUCUGAUCAGGUUCAGGGAUGUGCAGUUACACAAACAAUUGAGGAAAAUAAUAUUGUCUUGCUGCCGUGCCAAGAAACUAAGUAACACUACCUAGUACUUACGUACAACUACGUGCAUGUGCAUUCCCAGCUGGUCGCCCAAGACAUCGACCAUUUCGUUUGCUGACCUCCUCUGCUCCUGGAACUUCUCCUGGUAUGAGAAGUUUUGGUAGAAGGAGUGUGACUCAAUUUCCCACUCCUUUGGGUCAUUCGCUCCCCCGCGCAUCACCACCCGACCCGGAUCACCAUCCCACAGCCCCUGCAUCACCUCCCCGCCUCCCCCCACAUCAUCACCGCAACGGGCGGAGCCGGAGGUGAGGCAGAGCCGGCGAGGGACUUGGUGUUUUAGUCUUAGGGCCUAGGGCUUAGGGUUCGCCGAGCGUCGCGCCGGCUCGCCGGCUCGCCUCGACUAUAGAUGCCCCGCUUUCCGCGUUGCAGCCUCUCUACCCUUUCCUUCCCUGCCUGCUUGCCUUGGCUCUUCUCUUUCUUCUCUUGUCUCCUUUGCGCCUUUUGGACCCCCCAUGGCUGUCGUGCCCCCGGUGCGUUUUCAGUGCUGUGUUUCGUUAGUACUUAAAUAAUACUCCGCGUCCGCGCCCCGUGUGUCGUUUCAUGUCACCACUAGAAGUGCGUUCACGCGCUCUGCUUUUCUGCGCGCACCAUCAGAAGUGCGCUGAAUCCUGAGGGUAUGCUAUGCUAUAUGCUAUGCUAUGUCCACCCUCCUAGGCCACACUGCCGCCAGAUGCAUGGUGGCCACUUAGAUGGGCGGUAGGCCCGCGGAGCGCAGCUCCGGGCGGCAGGGCAUUGCGUGCAGCCGGUGGUG